AUGAUAGAGGAAGAAAUAUGCGCUGAUAACGCGCCAAUUCAUUCAUCACACCCAUGUCCAACGUCGGGUCGAUUAGAGACACUAGCAACUGAAUAUGGUCCAUCCCUCACCCCUCCAACACGCAGUCUUACUGACCCUAUCAUUGCAGGCGAAGCUUUCGUGAACAAAAUUAUGCCAAACCUCGGUUAUGCGAUUAAAGACUUUAAAUGUAAUCCGGAAAGAACCUUACUGUGCGAGAAACCAAUUUCAAAUGAGCUUAUCGUUGAAGAUACCAUUAGGGAUGAUAAUUCUUUAAUGAUACUUUCUCCAGCAGCUAUGAAGAAAUUACGGUUGUAUUGUGGUGCAACCGCCCUAAUAGAAGGAAGGAAGGGAUACAACACAAUCCUUAUUGUAUGGGCCGAUGAAGGUUGCGAAGAUGUUAAAGUUAGAAUUAAUCAAGUUGUUAGAACCAAUCUCCGUGUGCGUUUGGGUGAUGUUGUGUCAAUUCAACUCUUUUCUGAUAUUAAGGACGGCCGGCGCGUCCAAUUGCUCCCAAUUGACAAUACAGUUGAGGGAGUAAUGGGAGACUUUUUUGAACCCCAUCUCAAACAAUACUUUCAGAAUACGUAUCGACCAGUUCGAGAAGGCGACGUGUUCUCUAUUAAAUAUGGGGGACUUUCUAUGAAAUUCAAGGUUUUGGAAACUGAUCCACCAAACUAUUGUUACGAGCGAUACACAGAUAUGCUGUGA
This is a messenger RNA of Paraglomus occultum, 729 nucleotides long. Lineage: Eukaryota; Fungi; Glomeromycota; Glomeromycetes; Paraglomerales; Paraglomeraceae. The record is from the annotation of a GenBank genome assembly.